UGCCGUAGCUCUUUCUGCUGCCUCAGUCUUUCUGGAUGGAGACUGGAGGAGGAGGAGCGCUGCGACUUCUGCUCCCACCAUGUACUUUUUCACAUCCCUGCUUACGUUUUGGCUGCCACUGCCUCAUUUCCGCAUUCCCAAGUCCUCCCAGAUUGGGAUCACGUUUAAAGUCGGGCUGAUGCAACGGUUCCCACUUUUUAGAAUCUACUCUCGACCCUCGGCUGACCAGAAGAGAGGACAUUUGCUGCACCUGGGAUCCAAGUCAGCUGUGGUCACGACUGAGUCUGACACGAUGCCAGGACAAAUCCCAGAUCCCUCUGUGACUGCAGGCUCCCUGCCAAGCCUGGGCCCUCUGGCUGGGAUCUCGGCCACCACGCUGACUGACAAGCUAAAAUUCAGUGACCUCCAGGAGUAUGGGACGAUGCUCUCACCUCUGCACUUUUUGAACAGUCUGGGUAAACGACCCUUGGCCAUCAAAACAGAGCGAGAUGAAGAAGAAGAGAGGAGGAAACGGCGGCGGGAGAAAAACAAAGUGGCUGCAGCUCGAUGUCGAAACAAAAAGAAAGAGAGGACAGACUAUUUACAGAAGGAGUCGGAGCGACUAGAGAUGUUAAAUUCUGACCUUAAAGCACAGAUUGAGGAGCUGAAACUGGAGCGGCAGCAACUCCACCAUCGCCCCACAUGUAGUGUCAGGACAGAUAGUGUGAAAACACCGGAGAGUGAGGUGAACCCACUGCUGCAGCAGCUGCAGGACAAAUGAAGGAAGGAGAAGGAGAAGGAGAAGGAGAACCAACUAGCAGCACUUAGCUUUGGAUGGUGGAGAGAAUAAAGGAGAACUCCAAACACCUCUGUCCCUGGGACACAGACCAUCACAGCACAAAGUCUGGAUCCAGAACUACGGACCAUGAUGAAGUUGAACUACAAGAAAACAACAACACGUUAUUUUUUUUUAACGUUUCUUACUGCAGUAUCCAGUUCAUUGUUUCCUAGCAGACUUUUACGUUGGCCUCAGCCAUUAGUUCAAACUGGUAACAUCACAGGGUAAUAACAUUUCACUAGUUUGAAUAAUUAAUAUUUACAUGUGUUGUGGAUAAAUAUACAUAGGCUAAAUUACAGCUUUUCGUGUAAUUAAGAUGCUUUAUAGCUAUUUGCUUUCAUUACAAUAGAUUAUGCAGUUUACACAUUCAAAAAAGCAAAAAAGCGCAGGCUUAGGACUUCUAGUGUUUAAUUAAUUUACUAUUUAAAUCAUGAAAAACAUUGGGCUUCUCCAUUUAUUAUACUGGAUCUAUUAUUUCAACUAUGAGUGGAUCUAGCCUCAAAUAUGUUUUUCUUUAUAUUUUAUUAAAUAUUCUGCUUGGUCAUUCUAUGACACAUACAGCAAGCACAUCGAUAUUUAACCGGACAAAGUUUUACUAGAGAAUUGUCCCAUGUUUAUAUAACAUAUGUUUGUUUCAUUUCAGGCAUUAAAGGACACAGCUGACUACACACACCUUUUUAUAUUCUAUAUUUUGGCGCAGGCGUCAUGUAUGCACAUAUAUAUGGACUGUUUACAUUGUACUUUAUUUUCUGCUUUACUGUUACCACGGACAUGUUUUAUGUUUUUCUACUUUUGUAUGUGAUAUUAUAAAAAACAGUAUGAAUAUAAGCUAUUAAAAAACAGUUUGUACUUUUCUAAGUAAUAAAUCUUUAGUUUCUU
Cynoglossus semilaevis (tongue sole) is the source of this 1696-nucleotide messenger RNA. Its product is annotated as jun dimerization protein 2. The record is from RefSeq and is a predicted model, not a curated record. The transcript has 4 exons. Gene Ontology annotation, biological process: regulation of transcription by RNA polymerase II. Gene Ontology annotation, molecular function: DNA-binding transcription factor activity, RNA polymerase II-specific; RNA polymerase II cis-regulatory region sequence-specific DNA binding. NCBI's taxonomy places the organism in Eukaryota, Metazoa, Chordata, Actinopteri, Pleuronectiformes, Cynoglossidae. Gene Ontology annotation, cellular component: nucleus. The coding region runs from base 80 to 760 and encodes 226 amino acids.